AUGUGUGCAGAAACUGUCUCCAAGCCAGAGCAUGGCCAUGCCGAGAUCCUGCCCAAGAGCAAUGCCCACGACGCCGCCGAGCAGGGCCAGGUCGCCACAGACGCAUAUGGCAACUCGCUGGUGCAGUUCGACCCCGUGGCCGAGCGCCGCCUGCGCACCAAGAUCGACUGGUACAUCGUGCCCACCGUCUCGCUGCUGUACCUCUUCUGCUUCAUCGACCGCGCCAACAUCGGAAACGCGCGCCUCGCCGGCCUGGAGAAAGACCUGCACAUGACCGGCUACGACUACAAUGCCGUGCUCAGCGUCUUCUACGUCUCCUACAUCCUCUUCGAGAUCCCCUCCAACAUGCUGUGCAAGUGGAUCGGCCCCGGCUGGUAUCUGCCCGCCAUCAGUCUCGGCUUCGGCAUCUGCUCCGUCGGCACCGCCUUCGUGCAGAACAAGGCCGCCGUGAGCGGCGUGCGCUUCCUGCUCGGCGUCUUCGAGGCCGGCAUGUUCCCCGGCAUCGCCUACUACAUGUCGCGCUGGUACCGCCGCAGCGAGCUGGCCUUCCGCCUCUCGCUCUACAUCGCCAUGGCCCCGCUGGCCGGCGCCUUCGGCGGCCUGCUGGCCUCCGGCAUCCUCAAGCUCGCCCACUUCGGCGGCCUGCGCCAGUGGCGCAUGAUCUUCGCCAUCGAGGGCAUCGUCACCAUCGGCCUCUCGCUCAUCGGCUUCGUCACCUGGACCGACCGUCCCGAGACCGCCUGCUGGCUGUCGCCCGAGGAGAAGGACCUCGCCGUCGCCCGCAUCAAGUCCGAGCGCGUCGGCACCACCGAGGUGCUCGACAAGCUCGACAGGUCCAAGAUGACCAAGGGCCUCUUCAGCCCCAUCACCCUCGCCACCUCCUUCAUCUUCCUGCUCGACAACAUCACCGUGCAGGGCAUGGCCUUCUUCCUGCCCACCAUCAUCCGCGCCAUCUACCCGCGCUACUCCGUCGUGCAGCAGCAGCUGCAGACCGUCCCGCCCUACAUCGUCGGCACCUACUUCACCGUCUUCAUCCCGUUCCUCAGCUGGCGCUUCGACCGCCGCAACGUCUUCAUGAUCUUCUCCGCCCCGCUCAUGAUGAUCGGCUACACCAUGUUCCUCGCCUCGCAGAACUCGCGCGUGCGCUACGGCGCCACCUUUCUCAUCACCAGCGGCGCCUUCUCCUUCGGCGCCCUGUGCAACGCCCAGGUCUCCGCCAACGUCGUCUCCGACACCGCCCGCUCCGCCGCCAUCGGCAUGAACGUCAUGAUCGGGAACAUCGGCGGGCUCAUCUCCACCUGGGCCUUCCUGCCCCACGACUCCCCUCAUUUCCCCAUCGGCAACGGCCUCAACCUGGCCGCCAGCAGCUGCAUCUUUCUCACCGCCAUAUUGCUCCAGGUCUGGGUUAAAAUGGACAAUCGCAAGAGAGAUGGGAAGGACAUCGACACUGAGCUGGCUGGCCUGGACCAGAAGGCUAUUCAGAACCUUGAUUGGAAGCAUCCAGCGUUUAGAUGGAGGUUAUAA
Messenger RNA from Ophidiomyces ophidiicola, 1524 nucleotides. RefSeq lists its product as uncharacterized. The transcript is spliced from 3 exons. Gene Ontology annotation, biological process: transmembrane transport. The record is from RefSeq and is a predicted model, not a curated record. Gene Ontology annotation, cellular component: membrane. The coding region runs from base 1 to 1524 and encodes 507 amino acids. Gene Ontology annotation, molecular function: transmembrane transporter activity. NCBI's taxonomy places the organism in Eukaryota, Fungi, Ascomycota, Eurotiomycetes, Onygenales, Onygenaceae.